This is a messenger RNA of Oldenlandia corymbosa var. corymbosa, 4265 nucleotides long. The record is from the annotation of a GenBank genome assembly. NCBI's taxonomy places the organism in Eukaryota, Viridiplantae, Streptophyta, Magnoliopsida, Gentianales, Rubiaceae.
UAGAAAGACAUCAAAAAGCCAAACAAAGAUGAGAUUCAAUUCAUAUUCCUCAUAAAGUAAAAAAAGGAAAGGGGAAAAACUCAAUAAAAGAGACCAAAAGGUCCUACCCUUUUCUCCAUGGACCGACUAGUCCAUCCUCCAUACUCCAUACUUCUUCAUCUCCUCCAAAUCCAACUAAACUGAAUUACGAAAUACAAUUAUCAUCACUCCAUACAAUAGUACAAAAGUUACAACAAACACCCCAUUCCCACACAGUCACACAUUACACAUUCAAGGGAAAAAAAAAUGUUCUUUUUAAGGCCCCUUUCUGUCUCUCCCAAUUUCAAUUCUCUCCUCCCAAAGCCAAAAUGAAACCUCCCCAAAAAAACACUCUUUAGAGGAUACUCACAAAAUCCACACUCUUCAUUUCACACCAUAUUUCCUUCUCUUUCCACUCAAUCCCACACUCCUUCCUCUCUACUGACUACCACCAAACAACUUCUUCCCUCUAUUUCACACUUCCAAACCUUUUUAGUACUGUUUGAAUUUCUCUACACACACUCACACGGUAAGAGAUAGCGCAUCACAGAAAGGAAAUUUUUUUAAAAAAGGAAAAAAUGCGUUAUCUUCUUCUGCUGUUUCUCUUGUUACAUUCUUCUUUAGCGGCGAGGCCACCGCGGAUGCCGGAACACGAUGCAUUGCUUGCUAUUAAAUCUGCUAUUACCGACGACCCACAAUCCGCUUUGGCUUCUUGGAAACCCUCCACCGGCCAUUGUGGCUGGGUUGGCGUUACUUGCGAUUCUCAUGGCCGUCAUGUGAUUGGGCUUGAUAUUUCGGGCCUUAAUCUCACCGGAACUCUUUCCCCUGACGUGGGCCAUCUCCGUUUGCUGUUGAACCUCUCUGUUGCGGCCAAUCAGUUCUCCGGUCCCGUUCCGCCUGAAAUCUCCUCCAUUUCCACUCUCCGUUACCUCAAUCUCUCUAAUAAUAUAUUUAACCUAACUUUUCCGGCGGAGCUCAUUGGGCUGAAAAACCUCCGGGUUCUGGAUUUCUACAAUAAUAACAUGUCUGGGCCGUUGCCGGUGGAUGUUUAUCAGUUGACCAAUCUCCGGCAUCUCCACCUCGGCGGCAACUACUUCAGCGGUAGCAUUCCGGCGGAGUAUGGUACUUUUCCGAAUCUGGAGUACCUUGCUGUCUCUGGAAACGAGCUCGCCGGGAACAUCCCGCCGGAGAUUGGGAACCUGUCCACACUUCAACAUCUUUACAUUGGUUACUUCAACACCUUCUCCGGUGGGAUUCCUCCGGAAAUCGGAAACUUGUCUCGGCUUGUUCGGUUUGAUGCCGCCAACUGUGGCCUCUCCGGUGAGAUUCCUCCGGAGCUUGGGAAGCUUCAGAAUUUGGAUACCCUAUUUCUGCAAGUGAAUUCUCUUUCAGGCUCAGUAACGCCGGAACUGGGAUAUCUAAAGAGCCUUAAGUCGAUGGAUCUGUCCAACAAUGUGUUCACCGGCGAGAUACCUGCUACAUUUGCGGACCUGAAGAACCUGACCCUUUUGAAUCUUUUCAGGAAUCAGCUUCACGGGUCGAUUCCGGAUUUUAUUGCAGACUUGCCGGAGCUGGAAGUGCUGCAGCUCUGGGAGAACAACUUCACUGGGAGCAUCCCACAAGGGCUAGGUACUAAUGGAAAGCUGCAAACGGUGGACCUUAGUUCAAACAAGUUGACUGGAAAUUUACCUCCAAACAUUUGUACUGGGAACAAGUUACAGACUCUGAUUACUCUGGGUAACUUCCUAUUUGGUCCAAUUCCUGAAUCCUUGGGUCAGUGCAAGUCACUCAGUCGAAUUAGGAUGGGUGAAAACUACCUGAAUGGAUCAAUUCCGAAGGGGCUUUUGAGUUUGCCGAAGCUAACCCAAGUUGAGCUUCAGGAUAAUCUUCUCACCGGAACAUUCCCGGACACCGAAACAGUGUCCACCACUCUGGGCCAGAUUAGUCUUUCAAACAAUCAUUUGUCCGGGCCGUUGCCACCGAGUAUUGGGAAUUUUGCGGGUGUCCAAAAGUUCUUGCUAGAUGGGAACAGGUUCACUGGCCCUCUUCCAGCUGAAAUCGGCAAGUUGCAGCAGGUAUCAAAGAUUGACUUCAGUCACAAUAGCUUGUCAGGCCCCAUUGCCCCUGAAAUCAGUGAAUGCCAACUCCUAGCUUUUGUUGACCUCAGUAGGAACAACCUCUCUGGUGAGAUUCCCACUCAAAUCACAGGUAUGAGGAUAUUGAACUAUCUGAACUUGUCACGAAACCAUUUGACUGGGAGCAUUCCUUCUUCAAUUUCAACAAUGCAGAGCUUAACUUCUGUUGAUUUUUCGUACAAUAAUCUAUCUGGGUUGGUUCCUGGUAGUGGUCAGUUCAGUUUUUUCAAUUACACUUCAUUUUUGGGUAAUCCUGAUCUGUGUGGUCCUUAUCUGGGACCUUGCAAGGAAGGCAUUGUUAAUGGAACUCGUGAGCCUCAUGAGAGGGGCGCAUUUUCCCCCUCUAUGAAGCUUUUGCUUGUCGUUGGUCUACUUGUUUGUUCCAUUGUGUUUGCUGUUGCUGCAAUUAUAAAGGCCCGGUCUUUGAAAAAGGCUAACGAGGCUCGUGCUUGGAAGCUUACUGCUUUCCAGCGGUUGGACUUCACUUGUGAUGAUGUGUUGGAUUCACUGAAAGAGGAUAAUAUUAUUGGAAAAGGGGGUGCUGGGAUUGUAUACAAAGGGGUGAUGCCAAAUGGAGAACAUGUUGCAGUGAAGAGGUUGCCUGCUAUGAGCCGGGGUUCAUCCCAUGAUCAUGGUUUCAAUGCUGAGAUCCAGACUCUUGGAAGGAUUAGGCAUAGGUACAUUGUCAGAUUGUUGGGAUUCUGUUCUAAUCAUGAGACUAAUCUCUUGGUCUAUGAGUACAUGCCAAAUGGGAGCUUGGGAGAAAUGCUUCACGGCAAGAAAGGUGGUCAUUUGCACUGGGAUACUAGGUAUAAGAUCGCUGUUGAAGCUGCCAAGGGUCUCUGCUAUCUUCAUCACGAUUGCUCACCUCUGAUUGUCCACCGUGAUGUCAAGUCAAACAACAUUCUCCUAGAUUCGAACUUUGAGGCUCAUGUGGCUGAUUUUGGACUUGCUAAGUUCUUGCAAGAUUCUGGGACAUCAGAAUGCAUGUCUGCUAUUGCUGGUUCUUAUGGUUACAUCGCACCAGAAUAUGCCUACACACUCAAAGUUGACGAGAAGAGUGAUGUGUACAGCUUUGGGGUAGUUCUCUUAGAAUUAGUGAGCGGCAGAAAACCAGUUGGGGAGUUUGGAGAUGGUGUUGACAUAGUGCAGUGGGUUAGGAAGAUGACUGAUGGUAACAAGGAAGGGGUGCUCAAGAUACUUGAUCCGAGACUCCCAACAGUUCCCCUUCAUGAGGUGAUGCAUGUGUUCUAUGUAGCAAUGCUAUGCGUUGUAGAACAGGCUGUGGAACGACCAACAAUGAGGGAGGUAGUGCAAAUACUGACUGAGCUGCCCAAGCCAGCCAACUCGAAACAGGAGGCUCACUCCACAUUGACCGAAUCACCACCACCGGCCUCUAAUGUCGAGUCUCCAAACAAUGCCCCGGCAGACCCAAAAGACCAUCACCAACAAUCCCCGCCUCAAUCUCCACCACCUGAUCUUCUUAGCAUUUGAUCCCUAGUCCUAGCUAGUAAAUUUGUCGGGGGAGAAAAUGGGAUGCUUUAUUUAGUUUACAAUAGGAGUAAUUUUCUUAUCAGUUUUAAGCUUAAGUUUCGGUAAUCAAUUGGUUUGGGUUGGCCUAGCUUUUUCUAUUUUGUGUUGCAUUUUGCUUUUUUCCUCACUUCAGCUUUUUUGAGGGAAUUAGGUUAGGGGAAAAGGGCCGGGUUUGACUCUCAAACCUCUAACUUUGAAAGGGGUAUUUGUAAGUUUUAAGUUGCCUUUUGGUUUUGCUUUCUAGUAAUGUGUAUGUGUACAUAAGAGGGGGGAGUUGUUGGCAGAAAGAUGAUCAUUAAACAUGUGAAGUUGAUUCCCUGUAUUCAUCUUUAUCGCUUUAUUGCACUAAAAAAAGUCCACAUCUUUAAGUAUGAAAAUCAUCAAUAUUUUCAUGUGGGUUCGUAUUGAUAACAGUGUUUUGUGUAGUAUAACUUAAACAUGCUUUAAACAAUGUUGAAAUGGGUCAUCAUGAGUUUGAGAUAGCCCCAAGCAAUGGAGGCGUGGUUUGCUGUGCCCAGCAGUGCUUUCAAUUACCGAGACAGAGACCAGUUAGCGGCAUUUUGGGAUGCCAGAGUGUGG